AUGAAAACAGAUGACGAUACAAUUGUUGAUUUACCUAGAUUGGAAUUUUGGAUUGACAAGAAAGCUAGGAAAGAUUCGGAAAAAGGCCCAGCAUUUUUUGGGGUUGUUUAUGGAAAAUCAAAGCCAAUAAGGGACCCAAGAAAUAAGUGGUAUGUUCCUUAUGAGCAUUUUCCCGGUAAUCUAUUUCCUCGUUACAUGCAAGGAGCUAGCUAUUUUGGAAAUGGAAAAGCAAUUAAAUUAAUUAUGCAACACACAAAAGAAGCUAUUGGAUUUAAUAUGGAUGAUAUUUUAUUUACUGGAACUUUGGCUGAAAUUGCUAAUGUUUCUAGAAUUGAUUAUUCUGUACAUUUUAGGGGGCAAUUUAAUGUAAUAUAA
Messenger RNA from Meloidogyne enterolobii, 375 nucleotides. The record is from the annotation of a GenBank genome assembly. NCBI's taxonomy places the organism in Eukaryota, Metazoa, Nematoda, Chromadorea, Rhabditida, Meloidogynidae.